GGCCCGCGUCCCGCCAUGAAGUUUCGGGCCAAGAUCGUGGACGCGGCCUGUCUGAACCACUUCACGCGGGUCAGUGCCAUGAUAGCCAAGCUUGCCAAAACCUGCACGCUCCGCAUCAGCCCGCAGAAGCUGAACUUCAUCCUCUUGGACAAAGUGGCCAACGGAGGGGUGAGCAUGUGGUGUGAGCUGGAACAGGAGAAUUUCUUCAGUGAGUUCCAAAUGGAGGGUGUCUCAGCAGAAAACAACGCGAUCUAUUUAGAGCUGACGUCAGAAAAUUUAUCUCGAGCGUUGAAAACGGCCCAGAAUGCCAGAACCUUGAAGAUCAAACUGACGAAUAAACACUUUCCCUGCCUCACAGUGUCUAUAGAGCUGUUAUCUGUGUCGAGCAGUAGCCGCAUCGUGACGCAUGACAUCCCCGUUAAGGUUAUUCCUAGAAGACUGUGGAAGGAUUUGCAAGAACCUACAGUCCCAGACUCUGACGUGAGUAUUUAUUUACCAGUCUUGAAGACGAUGAAGAGCAUCGUGGAAAAAAUGAAAAACAUCAGCAAUCACCUUAUUAUUGAAGCAAACCUAAGUGGAGAAUUGAACUUGAAAAUAGAAACAGAACUAGUGUGUGUUACAACUCACUUUAAAGACCUGGGGAACCCUCCAUUGGCCUCUGAAGACGCCUCUCAGGACAGAGACCCAGAGCAGAUGGCUGAAGUGCGCAUAGACAUCCGGAAGCUCCUGCAGUUCCUCGCUGGGCAGCAAGUGAAUCCUACGAAGGCCGUGUGCAACAUUGUCGCUAACAAGAUUGUCCAUUUUGAUUUGCUCCAUGAAGAUGUUUCUCUGCAGUACUUCAUCCCAGCCUUCUCCUAGACCGUCUCCUGGCCCGGGGGCCAUGUGUCCUCAUGGCCACGCAUGUCUGUACAUUUUACUUCUCCCUGCUGUGAUAUUCUAGCUGAAAAUUGAGUUCAUGAGAGACUGUUGGAUAAACAUACUACUUUAUAUGA
Ailuropoda melanoleuca (giant panda) is the source of this 992-nucleotide messenger RNA. RefSeq names its product HUS1 checkpoint clamp component (gene HUS1). Gene Ontology annotation, cellular component: site of double-strand break; nucleolus; checkpoint clamp complex. Gene Ontology annotation, biological process: mitotic intra-S DNA damage checkpoint signaling; nucleotide-excision repair; double-strand break repair via homologous recombination. The record is from RefSeq and is a predicted model, not a curated record. NCBI's taxonomy places the organism in Eukaryota, Metazoa, Chordata, Mammalia, Carnivora, Ursidae.